CAAGGCUACAAGCACAUAGUAUAUCAUAGAAGCCAUGGCGUGCGCGCCUCAGCUUAUUUGCUUGCAGGCACGGGUGCCCGCGACAGUCGCGCACACAAAACCCUGUUCCGCCAACAUCAAGCCGCUAGCGCAACACUUUGCUCGACACAGAAAUGUCAGAGUGCACAGCGAGGGAUCCGGCGAGGACCGCCAUGGAGCGAGCACUUCUGGCCGCAACACCCCCGACGCGCGGACGCAGUCGGACGCCCUGGCUGGCUGGCUCCGCUCCGCGUUUUCAGGAACACCCCCCAACCCGGACCCACAUCAUCAGCAGCAGCAGCAGCAGCAGCAGAGGGAAGCGGGGGGCAGCCCUCCAGAGCCGGACCCGGGGCCGUGGCCUUCCAACCUCCCAACCGCGUUGGACGGGAUUAACUGGUGGUGCUACACGGUGCUGGGGCUGCUGUUCAUCACGGAUUACACGCCCUUGGGCGCGCUGCUGCUGCAGCCCGGCAGUCGCAACGCGGGGCUGUGGCUGGCGGCGAUGCAGUGGGGCGUGUUUGUGGGCCCCACCGUCAACUGGGUGCGCGGCAAGGGCUGGGACGCCGCCACAGUGUUCCGGCUGCGGGGCUGCUCGCCGGCGUGGCUGGCUGCAGGUGUGGCGGCCGGCUCGGCGUUGUGGCUGUUGACCGCCGCCGCCAUAUCGGCACGAACCGGCACCAGCCUGCUACAGAUGUCGGGGGCGGGUGCUACAACCGCGGCUGUUGACGCGGUCGGCAGUAGCCCGUUGUCGGGGCUGCUGUUUGGGGAGCUGCUGCAGCGGCCGGGGGACCCCGGCCAGUGGGUGCUGGUGCUUUUGACCAGUGCGCUGUCGCCGGCGGUGGCUGAGGAGCUGCUGUACCGCGGGCUGCUGCUGACCUCGCUGCAGCAGCGGCUGGGCGGCGUGGACGCGGUGGCGGUGGCGGCGGCGCUGUUCGCGGCGGCGCACCUGUCCAUACCGCAGUUCUUCGCCUUCACGCUGCUGGGCUUCGCCACGGGCGCACUGGCGCUGCGCAGCGGCAGUGUGCUGCCGGCGGUGGCGGCCCACGCGGCCUACAACGCCACAGGCAUUGCGGUGGGGCUGGCGGUGGCGCUGGCGGCGGGAGGAGGCGGCGGCGGCGGCGCGGCUGGGGCGGCGGCGGCGGCGGCUGUGGGCGGCGGUAGCGGCGGCGGGUUGUAGGCAAGGUUGUGGGGCUGCGGUUGAGUUGCCGGAACCGCGGACGAGGCGCGUGCGUGCUGGAGGGAGGGAGUGGGCUGCGGGCGGGGACGAUGCAGCAGAGGGAGGACUAGCCUACGGGAAUGUACGGGAGGACUAGUAGGACAGGCCUGGACUAGCAAGUCAGGCCUGGACUCUGGAGGCAGGCGCACGCACGUGUCGUCGCACGUGCGGGUUCAAGCCGGCAGCUUGAGGGGUGCGUCCGCGGCAUUGACGGUAUUGGCGGCGUUGGCGAGGUUGGCGGCGUUGACGGAGUGUGAGCAAGCCGCCGAGGCCCAGUGUGUGCGGUGUGCGCUGCUGCUGGGAGGGUGCCGCGGCGGCGGGACUCGCAGGACUGAGGCGUGCGCAGAGCGGGCUGUAACAGGUCUGGAUU
Molecule: messenger RNA, 1604 nt
Organism: Chlamydomonas reinhardtii
Lineage: Eukaryota; Viridiplantae; Chlorophyta; Chlorophyceae; Chlamydomonadales; Chlamydomonadaceae
Exons: 6
Coding region: 35-1195 (386 amino acids)
Biological process (GO): CAAX-box protein processing
Cellular component (GO): membrane
Molecular function (GO): metalloendopeptidase activity
Source: RefSeq, a predicted model, not a curated record